Anopheles cruzii is the source of this 4851-nucleotide messenger RNA. RefSeq names its product polycomb protein Scm (gene Scm). The transcript has 4 exons. Gene Ontology annotation, cellular component: nucleus. Gene Ontology annotation, biological process: regulation of DNA-templated transcription. Gene Ontology annotation, molecular function: protein binding. Bases 1 to 3051 code for a protein of 1016 amino acids. The record is from RefSeq and is a predicted model, not a curated record. Lineage: Eukaryota; Metazoa; Arthropoda; Insecta; Diptera; Culicidae.
AUGUCAGAUGCUGUUGAGCAGGGCGAAAAUCCCUCUGCGGAACAGAACAGCGAAGCGGGUGAAGAAGCAUCCACGUCAAUCGCUGCUCCAGCGACCAGCACCACCAGUGGCAACGGUGACACUACCACCCUAGGCCCCGCCGUGGGUUCGAGUACGAUCGAUUGUACCGAGCCGAGCGACAGCGUUAGUGGUAAAGCAAACAUUCCGACUACGACGGCUGCUAGUAGCAGCAGCACUAGCAGCACCUCGGGCACUUUUAGUCGACCGUUGAAGCGUCCAUCAGGCGGAACGCCUGCGUCCAAGAGCAACGGUGUGGUGGCGACCGCUUGUGCCCUGUGCCUCGAAACGAAGAACCCGCUCAAGUACGUGCUGCCGACGCAGAGCGGUAAUAAGGAAUUUUGCUCCGAGGCGUGCAUCGCCGACUACCGGAAGGCGUGCGGCAAGGGUACCUGCGUCCAGUGCGAAAACGUGGUCCGACCGAACGCUCCAAACUCGUCCUUCUGCUCUACCUUUUGUAUGAAAAAGGAAAUGAAAAAAGGUACGGCCGGGUUGGUACCACCACCGCUGGACGUACUGAAAACGACCGCCAACAAUAACAACAGCACCAACCACAACAACAACAACAACAACAGUAACAUCGGCAACAGUAACGGAAGUGCGAAUGGACGCAAAAGCAAUGGAGGAAGCUCGCCGGCCGGGUCUGCGCCCGGCGAUGGGUCUGCCGGUGGUAACGGCAGCGGCGGCGGCGGAUCGGGGGCACGGGUUAGCCCCGUGACCACGACACAAGCCGGAGCGUUCCAGUACGAGAGCUUCCACGUGUUCGAUUGGACGGAGUACCUGCGCGAGUCGGGCAGCGUGCCGGCUCCGGCCGAGUGUUUCAAGCAGGCCGUGGUGCCACCAAAGAACGAGUUUAAGAUCGGCAUGAAGCUGGAGGCUCUGGACCCGCGCAAUGUCACCGCCACGUGUAUUGCGACCGUCGUCGGUGUGCUGGGUUCACGGCUCCGGUUACGCCUCGAUGGCGGGGACAACAAGAACGACUUCUGGCGGCUGGUGGAUUCGAACGAAAUCCAUACGAUCGGCCACUGCGAGGAAUCGGGCGAGAUGCUUAAGCCGCCGCUCGGCUUUCGGCUGAACGCGAGCAGCUGGCCGACGUUUCUGUCGAAAACGCUCAACGGUGCGGUGAUGGCACCGAGCUACAUCUUUGUCCAGGAACCGCCCACCCCGAAGUGCAAUCUGUUCCAGAUCGGUCAAAAGCUGGAGGCGGUGGACAAGAAAAACCCGCAGCUCAUUUGCUGCGCGACGGUGAACGAGGUUCGCGACGAUCAGAUCCACGUCACGUUCGACGGGUGGCGCGGAGCGUUCGAUUACUGGUGCCGGUACGAUUCGCGCGAUAUCUUCCCGGUGGGAUGGUGCGCCAAAAGCUGCCACCCGAUGCAACCGCCGGGCCAGAAGAACAAGCUCGACGGCAGCGGUAAUCGGUCGAAGCAGGGCCGGCACUCGUUCGCGAUGGUCACCGAGCCGGACACGAUGCAACCGGCGGUGCUCGUGACGGCCCACUUUCACAGCCGUUGCCGAGGCGGUCCGUACGUCAACAGCUCGAAGCUCCCGUCGAUGGUGACGGCCCCGAACCACCAGACGCUGGCCAAGCUGUGCCUGCAGGAGGUACUGGCCGCCUCGCGUGACCACUCGCAACUGUCGCCCCUGCUAUUCGGCCUCGACGGGGAAGUGCAUAUCGUCACGGCGGCGGGUAAAAACUUUACCGUCAAAAUACCGACCUACAUCAAGCAGAAGGGUAACGCGGGUGUGUCGGAGUUUCUGGAAGUGCUGUGCACCGCGUGCCAAGCCUGCCCGCGUCUGAUCACACUCGAGCCGGGUCCGGAGCAGUGCGAGGAGUGUAUGCUUGUGUCACCGCCCCUGAAGCGCUCCAUUAAGACGGAACCCCGGGCAACCGCAGCGGCCAGCCCACCGCCAAAUCUUGCCGCCUCCUCACCGAAAGCGUCCGCUACCGGGCGCAGUGCCCCCGGUGGUGGAGACGAAAAGGAACCGGCGGUACCCAAAGAAAGCACAAGCAAGGCCGAUCGACCACCAUCGCCGAAGCGCCGGACCAAGGCGCAGGCCACUGUGCACGAUCCACCGAAGAAGGAGAGUGGCCACAGCACCACGGCAACAUCGUCACAGCCGAACAAAGCCAGCUCCACGGUCACAACGACAACGGCGACGAACGCGAAGACGACGACGACGACGACGGCUCCAAAUGUCACCAAAUCGUCCACCAAACCGGCGAAGAGCAAAACUGACCCGAGUGUUACUUCAACGUCCAGCAGUAAGCCGGCGGUGAGCAGUGGACCAAACAAAGCGACAUCACAACCCGCCGCCAACGCUAGUGACAGUAUCGUAAAGAUGGAAGUUCAAAGUGCAAAUGUGGCCGAGCCCACAACGGCAGCCGUUGCCGUGCCAUCGCCGAUGCCGGCACCGGCGGCAGCGGCAGCCACAGCAGCAGUAGCAGCCGCACCUACAGCUGCAGCUGCUGUCCCCUAUCACCACCAGCCGCCGGUGGCUUCGUUGAUGACCACACCCGCUUCGACGCCGGGUUUACUUCCGCCACCCGCUUGCACGCUCGGUCCAGCCGUCGCUUUAAUCCCUAUGGUAGCGUCCACUUCGGCACCGUAUCCUGUGGCUGCUACCGCCACCGUACCAUCGGCUGCCUAUGCGGGCACCGGUGCCGCUCAGUACCUUGGCGGAGCGGGCAUUCCGCCGCCGCCGGUUGCCUUCGUCCCACAGACCACCACACCGCUGCUGGCGGCGAUGCCACGGGGACAGACGAGCGACUGGACGAUCGAGGACGUGAUACAGUUCAUCGCCGUUCAGGAUCCUGCCCUGGCCGUUCAUGCCGAUCUGUUCCGGAAGCACGAAAUUGACGGCAAGGCGCUGUUGCUGUUGAACAGCGACAUGAUGAUGAAGUACAUGGGCCUCAAGCUGGGCCCGGCGCUCAAGAUCUGUAAUCUCGUAAGCCGAGUAAAAGGACGACGGCACAACAUGUCGUCGCUGUAAGAACGAGAACGAGUCGUUGCUGUCGUUUGUUAUAACACGUGUGCCCGAGUUGCCCUUUUGCUGGCAGUUCGCGCGACUGUGACUCGUUCCCUUGCUUCAGCACCACCCCAGGUAUACAGGCCAUGUGCAGCGCAACGAGAUCUCGAAGUGCGGUGUGUGUAAAAAUUAGUGUACAGGUUUACGGCGAAUUAAUAGGGAGACCCAGAUAGCGGUCAUGUGAAAUGGAAACGAAAUUCCUUUUAGGUACGCUCAGGCUUAUCCAGCGCGUAUCUCUUUUGUUUUCAUCGGAAAAUACUGCCAACGGAGGUAUUUUCAUGUUUACUAAUUUAAGCUUUCACACUGUUUGUCCUCUAAAUACAUCCAAAGAUUCAUCUUUGGCGAUCGGAUGAGUUUUUUUUCGAAAACAAAAACACAAUAAACCGCUUGAAGAGGCAACCGACAGCACCAGUCGCGGAUAUUUGUUUUCGUAUGAUUGUGUGUCUGUGUGGUUGAGCUUUGCUGAGGUUAAUCAUAAGGAUCUCGGAGUGUGCUGUUUUGCGAGUGUGUGUGUCUGUGUGUGUGAGUUUGUCUGUGACAAAAGAACGGUAGUUUUCUCUUCGAACGUUGUUACUUUAGAUGUCUAAGAUCAGUUGCAAUAAUCUACUUCCCCAUUACCGGUUCCCGGAUUUUUUUGUUUCUGUCCCGAAGAAGGAAAAACAUAGAAAUGGAACGAAAUGAGCCCAGCGGGAAACACAUCGGGUCCGCGCGAGGCAGAAGCGUGUCUAGUGGAACCGGUGACACCACCAACCCACGUAACAGGUCACAACAAGUUACAAUACAAUAAAACCACAUCAAAAGCCAUAUAACGACACAUUUGAAAAAGCUCUUGCAUCGCUUAGCAGCAACCACAGUUACAUUAUCAUAAAUAUCAAAAUAGUCUUAAAGGAACAAAACAGGAUAUCGAUGCGCCAUCGCAGUCGCCAUACAGCACAUUUGAAAUAAGUCUUAAAUAGUUUGCACGACUGGGUUCUGUUUGGUCGUUAUGCUACUUUUGGCUAGCUGUAAAUUAUAGAACAAAGCAAGUCUUGAAUAAAUUCGCACGAUCGGAAAGUCACGAAUAUCAAGAUAGAAAGUCAAACAUAGCCUAGCGAGUGAGAAGAAAGGAAGUUAACGGAAUCAAAGUAAAACAUCGACGCAUCAGUGAGAAUCUUUCCAGGAUCGUACCUUAGUACCAUUACUAUCCACACUUAUCAACACGUGCACCAUUUCCUUUAUACUAUGGAGCUAGUGCAAACAGAUGUACAGUACGACGUCUGGCGGACGUCCGAGGUAGGAGAAACAGUAAGAAACUCUACACUAAAAAGUAAACGGGCACGUAAAACAGGCACAGUACAAGCAUGAAGCUUAUAUAUCAUGUUCGCGGAGGGUAAUGAAAAAGGACUAAAUGAUGUGUCUAUGGAGAAGCCUUUGGCCUUUCGCUUUCGUCAAUCACAUCAUGUCGACGAAGUGAACCUUUCAUUCAUCUGUUCGUAACGCUGGUGUCGUGUGUGAUAGAGUGUUUUAGACUAGACAAAAGAAAAACGUAUAUUGCGACAGUAGCAUCCCAGUAGCCGCCCAUCGCUCGCUAUAUGAAAAUCUUCAAACUAGUUGCAAGCAAAAAGUACAACCCUUUACAUCGCGCCACCACACGCUCGUCGCCAAACGGGGCCGUUAUGAUUUCGUCAAAAAUCGCGCCGUUUCGUUUGUCGUUUCUUUACAAAAAUGUGGUCCGUUAGCGACGUAUGAAUUUAUCGCACCGCCACCAGAACGCGCGAUAAACAU